Molecule: messenger RNA, 306 nt
Organism: Myotis myotis
Lineage: Eukaryota; Metazoa; Chordata; Mammalia; Chiroptera; Vespertilionidae
Product: ubiquitin-conjugating enzyme E2 variant 2-like
Source: RefSeq, a predicted model, not a curated record
AUGGCAGUAUCCACAGGAGUUAAAGUUCCUUGUAAUUUUUGCUUGUUGGAAGAACUUGAAGAAAGACAAAAAGGAGUAGGCGAUGGUACAGUUAGUUGAGGCUUUGAAGAUGAUGAAGAUAACACAAGGUGGACAGGCAUGAUUAUUGGGCCUCUAAGGAUAAAUGCACGGAGCAUACCAGUAUUAGCAAAAUGGCAAAAUUCAUAUAGCGUUCAAGUUGUACUUCAAGAACUAAGACGUCUAAUGAUGUCCAAAGGAAAUAUGAAGCUCCCACAGCCGCCAGGAGGACAAACAUACAACAAUUAA